Molecule: messenger RNA, 6688 nt
Organism: Oncorhynchus mykiss (rainbow trout)
Lineage: Eukaryota; Metazoa; Chordata; Actinopteri; Salmoniformes; Salmonidae
Source: RefSeq, a predicted model, not a curated record
GUCCUUCCCUGCACAUGAACAAAGCAGGACUAACACACACCACACACACCAACAGCUAGCACUACCGUCUGAAAAUAAUUGACCAAUGCAUAUGGAAUAUACUGAUGUUUACGCGUAAGAAGAUCCCUGGUGGAUACUGACCUGACUGUCUGGAGCUACACACUGUACAUAGGAAGUGGACCUGUCACCUUGUGAAUUUGUUGUGUGGCGAUUGUCUGCUGUGGUUGAGGGCUAUUUUCCUGGUCAUUCCGUCACUGCUAUGGUCUGUGUCUGUGGGAGCCAGCCUAGAACUGGCCCUUGUCCAGGGAGGGGUCUGUUUUAGCACUGCACUGGGUGCUGAGUUAAGAGUGUGUGUGAGUGAGAGGGGGAGACCUGUUCUUACUGCAGUCAGAGGGAUCAACCGUCUGUCAGCUCUGCAGCGAUGCAGGGCCCUGCCGUGAUUCUGCUGCUACUCAGCUAUGGCACCAUACAACAGAUGACCUUCAUAAUGGGUGAUCCUACAGCAGCCAGACAGCACUGUCAAGACUACAACUCCACCUGCAUCCCUCACACAGACAAACAGGAGAAAGUGAUUUUAGCUGCUGAGAAGGUGCUUGGUCGAGUUGCGACCAGGGCAACAUUCAGAGAAGAGUCUCAUGGACCCAGGCUGAGAGAUCAGACUGCAGAGCAGGACACAGCCAAGAACACUAACCUAUCAGCACAGUCAUUGCCAUCCAUAAGAGCUCAGUCAGUUCCAGAGACACAGAGAAAGACAAGGAUAACACCUGAAACAGACAAAUUAAAGCUCACUCAGAAGAUAGGAUGGCUGAAUGAAACUUCCACACUGCAGGAUGAUAAAGCAGCAAAGAUCACUAGAAACAGAACAGUAUAUUCACAAACCGCUGGAUCUCUUCAUCAGCCAAACCAAACCAAUACAGCCAGAGAUGUCUCUGGCAUGAAAGGUGUAGUAGUACCAUCUCAGACAGUGGAGACAGCCAUUCUCAGUCCCACUGCAUGGUCAGAAAACCCCACUGAACCAGCCCUGCUGAUCCAGGAGUCAGACAGUGAUGGAGAAUCAAUAGGCUCAGGGAGAAAUACAUCAGUGAGGUUAGAUGAUUUACAGAUCCCACCUGAACCCAAACAGGGCUUUGGGCCUACAAGACAAACAUGGUCCUUAGAACACACCAUAAAACCCAACCUUUUGGAAUUCAAGAAAAUAGAUGCGGAGGAGCUACUGAGGCAGGCUGUGAUUCCUCUGCCUCCAGUGCUACCUCCAAAUAAUAGCACUGUCACAGGGAGAAAGACAGCACUGGAGGCAGAGGAGCCUCUGGGACAAUCUCCAACACAUCAAAACACCACUGGUAUCACUUCCACAUCAACAGGUGACAAAGCUUCAAAGAGACAAAGGGGCCAAAAGACUGUGACAAAGACUUUGACAGAUUCUGGACAAGUCAUGGAGAAGGGGGAUAAAGUUUUAUCCCAGGAGCCACCCACAGAGGAUCUAGAGACAGACACAGAAACAAAGACAGAGUUCGAGUCAGCAGAAGAGAUGGACACAGAAACAGAAAUGGAAGAAAUUGAUGAGGACAAUGAUAAGGAAUCAGAGACAGAGGAAACAGAUGUAGGCGACAGCAAGUUGGCACACAACAUCACUCAAGUCAACACAAGGCAGUUUAAAAAUAAUGGAGGAGCCGUCAAAACUGAUGUUCUAACUGAGCUCAUGUCCCCGGAGCCGAGAGGAUUAGAGCGGGAACUGCCGCCUACCCCUCUGCCUCCUGCCAGUGUGCCAGGUAAAGUACACAGCAUAUGUCCUUUGACACAGUACCCUCACAGCAUGCACCCCUCAGACUCUCUGUGGGCCGAGUUUUACUUCUGUUUCCUCAGAGACACUGAGCAGAGAGGUCAAAGGGUCAUCGCCAUGACAGCAGGGGCAAGGACUCAACCUCUGACACAGGGUCUGUCUCUGAAAGCUCAGAGGAUGCUGUACGAGUCCAGGAUGAACACCCUGUCCGUUCCUGUCGUUUCAGCCAAUCAUCAACCAAAACACGCACUCAAAGAGCGAGGGACAGCCUAUAGACCGGGGCUUCGAGUGCAACAGGGACUUCAGGGCCCACCUGGUUUGACAGGGCCACCUGGACCAAAAGGGGAUAAAGGCUACGCUGGCGGGAUGGGCCGGACUGGACGCACAGGUUACCGAGGCCCCAUUGGUCCACCAGGGAUGCCCGCCAUCGUAGUGUUCAAGAGCUCUGAGGAAGAGUGGGAGAACUUCAAGAAAAAGACAUUCUACAAAAAGCUUGUUGCAACUUGGCCGAGAUUGAAGGGCCCUCCAGGGCCCCUUGGCCCCCCUGGGGAUGCUGGACCUCCUGGACCCCCGGGAAUGACUGGAAAACAAGGACGAAAAGGAGAUGGAGGGAAAAUCGGUGGUCCUGGACCACCAGGGAUGCCCGGGCCUCCAGGAAGAACUGGGAGUGAUGGGAUUGAUGGUAUAAAUUCUGAUGAUGGCCCUGCAGGACCACCUGGGGAACAGGGUCUCCAGGGUUACAGAGGAGAGAAGGGCAGCAAAGGGGAGCUGGGUGAGUGGGGUUAUGAAGGGGAACCAGGACCCCAGGGAAACAGAGGCCGGAAAGGAGACAAGGGGAAUAAAGGAAACCGAGGGCUCAUGGGGAUCACUGGAUACAUAGGAAUACCUGGAGCCAGAGGGCAACUGGGCUACCCAGGAACAUCUGGACCUCCUGGAGACAUCGGUGGCAUUGGUUUUGUUGGAUCACCAGGCCCUCCUGGCAAAAUGGGGCCAAGAGGGCCAAAGGGGGUACCAGGAGUCAAUGGACCACCAGGCCAACCAGGUGAGCGAGGCCUAAGGGGACCACUCAGGCCUCAGGGAGAGCCAGGUCCUGAUGGGAUUGUUGGAUUCCCUGGCGUUCGUGGACCUCAGGGAAAAACAGGUGCAGAUGGGCCUACAGGUCCGAAAGGGGAUCCCGGUGACGCAGGUGAUGAGGGAAAUAUAGGAGAAUCAGGACUCUCUGGGCUUCACGGAGCCAAUGGCAAACCAGGAAAAACUGGACCCUCAGGUGACCCAGGGAUCAAAGCAUCUAAGAGAAGUGACAAGGGUGACCCAGGAUUUAAAGGGGACCAGGGUCGACCCGGGCCUCCAGGUAAAAGAGGCUUUAAAGGCAGAGGAGGAGCAUCAGGGCUGCUAGGUAAUGUUGGACCAGUGGGGCCCCCUGGAUUUCCUGGAACCACAGGUUAUGAUGGAAUCAUUGGGGAGAAUGGUAAGCAGGGAAAAGAUGGGCCAAAGGGUGGCAGAGGUCCUAGCGGUGGGCCAGGCGUUGUUGGACCUAGAGGUGAUAAGGGGCGAGAAGGUCGAGUAGGAUUUGCCGGUUUGCCAGGGCCUUUUGGAGAGAUGGGGAAGUCAGGAGAGAGAGGAGCUGAAGGAGAACCCGGUAUUAAGGGGAGGACUGGAAUUCCAGGAGUCACUGGACUGAAAGGGCUGAAGGGACUUCAAGGCUAUCUAGGAGGUAGGGGACUGGAUGGAACACAUGGACCCCCGGGACCCAUUGGAGGAACUGCAUCUGACGGGGAUACUGGAUCUACUGGACUAAGGGGAAUGGUGGGGAAGACUGGGGCACCAGGGAUUCAAGGUCCAGUUGGGAAGAGUGGGGAUUCUGGUGGUAGAGGGAUCACUGGUAAGCCAGGAAAGCCAGGAGUCAGGGGUGCCAAAGGUAAAGAGGGUCCGAACGGCCUUCUGGGAAAUCCUGGCCUGAAGGGAAACAGAGGUCAAGAAGGUUCGAAGGGGAAACGCGGAAGUCCAGGCGUGCAGGGAUUGACAGGGAUACAGGGAUACAGAGGAGCUCCUGGCAUAGCAGGCAAUAUAGGACCAUGGGGUGAGGUGGGCCUCCAAGGGCCACCAGGGGACAAGGGGCCCCCAGGAUUAGUUGGGCCCCGUGGAGUUGUAGGUUACCCAGGUAAAGAUGGACCACAGGGAGGUAUUGGGCCAUUGGCAGACAAUGGGGAUAAGGGGUCCAGAGGAGCUAUCGGACAGAAGGGAGUUGCUGGUGUCGAUGGUGAGGAGGGCCCGACUGGAUUGUGGGGUCCAAUGGGGCCACCAGGACUGAAGGGGCUACCGGGUGAAAAGGGGAAGAUGGGCGCUCAGGGGGAAAGAGGUGGAAAGGGGAUCCAGGGAGACAGAGGCCACCAAGGUCAAGAAGGACCAAAGGGCCCACUGGGGAAAGAAGGAUACUUAGGGCCAUCAGGGGACAGAGGGAAAGAAGGAGCUUCAGGACUUAAGGGCCAGCCGGGCAUCAGAGGCCCUACAGGUCUCGCUGGGCGUUACGGACCAGGGGGCAACACUGGAAGAGGCCGUGCCAAGGGAGAGAAGGGGCUCCCCGGAACUACAGGGCCUCCUGGAAGGUUUGGGCCUACAGGCUUAGUUGGACCAAAAGGACCAACAGGUUUACCAGGAAAAAGAGGAGUCGAUGGAAAAAGUGGACUUGGUGGACUUAAGGGAGAUUAUGGGGAGAGGGGAAAGACUGGGGCUGGUGGUAUCAAAGGAGAUGUGGGAUUGCAAGGUCCAAGGGGGAAGAAAGGAGAGUCUGGAACAGGAGGCAAAAUGGGGACAUUGGGAAAGAGGGGGUUCACCGGGUCUCCAGGAGGUAAAGGCAGAUCUGGGCCUGCUGGUGCCCCUGGAGAGAAAGGUGGUAAAGGAAUAGAAGGGCCAAAGGGAUUGCAUGGCAGCCCAGGAAAGAGGGGAGGCAGGGGAGUUAGAGGCAAACCAGGAGAAGAAGGCCCAUUGGGACCGGAUGGACCAGUUGGAAGAUCUGGAAAGCCAGGACUUGCUGGUUUGGAUGGAUUGCUGGGGGUUGAAGGAAAUGAAGGAGAUAAUGGUGAUAUUGGUUACAGAGGAACCCCUGGGAGGCCUGGUCUACCAGGGAAGAUGGGUCAAAGUGGACAACCUGGAUUGAGUGGUGGUCACGGAGCACCAGGGUCAAAGGGUAAUCUUGGAUCAAAAGGAAAACGAGGACCUGCAGGGCCAAUGGGGCCAAGGGGUAUUCCAGGGUUUGGAGGAGCAAAGGGGAAGUUUGGCCAGCAUGGAUCAAAGGGUCAGGCAGGCGGCAGAGGCCUGCAGGGACAUAUUGGACCGCGAGGAAUCAAAGGUCUCUUUGGAAAUAGGGGAAUGAAGGGGAUACAAGGAAUGCCUGGAGUUAAGGGACUGAAAGGUGUGCGUGGACAACCAGGAAAACCAGGUCCUCCUGGCCGUCCAAGAAACAGGCGACCUGGAGCCCUUGGUAAAAGAAGAGGAUCCAAAAAACAAACUCGGGCCAUGACCAGGAGAACGCUUACCUCACUGCCUGACCAGAAGCCAAGCAGCUCCAUCAGCUGGCCUCAGGGCAGCAAAGACAGCCCUGCAACCACCUGCCACGAGCUGGGGCUGAUUCAUCCACACCUGCAGGAUGGACACUUCUACAUGGACCCUAACCAGGGCUGCCCAUUUGAUGCCGUGCAAGUCUUCUGUAACUUCACUGCAGGAGGGAUGACCUGUAUACCUCCUGUCCAGUCACAGAUAAUAGGAAAAUGGGAACCAGAAAAAAACAUGUCAAAAAAGUAUAUCCAGUGGUUUAGCCAGCUUGAUGGUGGCUAUAAGUCUGAGUAUGCUGGUCUUGAUGUGGUCCAGCUCCGAUUUCUACGGUUACACAGCCACUCUGCCUCUCAGCACCUGACCAUCGCCUGCCCUUUUAACCACAAUAGUAGAGAAAUCAGGAAAAAUGCAACAAACAGGGUUCUUCACUUUCUGGGAGACUCUGGUGGGGAGAUUGGUUCAAGCUAUAUGACAGUAUCGAAGAAUGGUUGUGAAGUGGAGGUGGAGGUACAAGUGAGGGGAAGCACAGAGAUCCACAGAGGGGACAUGGAGCUGCUGCCCCUCAGGGAUGUUCGUAUGGAGGGAAGGGGAGACCACUGGGACACAGACCUCAGAGCUGUCCUGGGACCUUUGUGCUUUUUGUAGCCUCAGCUUAUCCAUAGAGAAGCAGCACGCUCUGACCAGUGUAUGGGUCAAGAACAUUUGGGUGCAAUUCCUCUUCAGGACAAAAGAAAGAGAUAUCAUAAUUUUGUGUGAUAGCUUUAGCAUUUGUGUAAUUGUGAUAAAAACUAGAGCUAUAUAAUAAAAUGUAGUUUGAGUUAUUUGUUAAUCUUAUCAUAUGUGUCUUUUAUAAAGAAAAAUAUAAAGCUGUUGUGUUUAUCUCCCGCAUUUCUAUCUUUUUUGAAUGAUUCAUUUUUCUUAGUGAUGUACUGUGUGUAUAUAUGCUUCAUAUUAGAUUCAUGUGGAUGUUGUAUUUAAUUGUUAAGCUUUUGUAAGUAUGUCUUUGCUAUUAUUUGAUGUCUUGUUUUUUUAUUCCUGUCGACUAAUACCUGAAGUCUUGAUGAACACCAAUAUCUGGAUGGUCUAAACUUCAAAUUGUUAUAAAUUGAAAUGUUUGUAAAGUAAACUGAAGUGACAUUUCAAUAACUUGAGCACACAUUUUAUGGUUUAUACCUCAAAUGCAGUAAACAGUAGUACACCCUGUUGUCACAAAUGGAAUUAACCGAAAUAUGUGCAGUGAAUUAUAUAAAUGGUUUUCGUAAGAUGAUGGAAAACUGUUGUAGUAGGCUGCUGUAUGUAUUACAGAACAUAAUUUGCAGGACAAUAAACCCAUGCUGGGUAAAACUGUUGUUCAUA